Molecule: messenger RNA, 1323 nt
Organism: Odontomachus brunneus
Lineage: Eukaryota; Metazoa; Arthropoda; Insecta; Hymenoptera; Formicidae
Exons: 4
Coding region: 121-1302 (393 amino acids)
Biological process (GO): detection of chemical stimulus involved in sensory perception of smell; sensory perception of smell
Cellular component (GO): plasma membrane
Molecular function (GO): odorant binding; olfactory receptor activity
Source: RefSeq, a predicted model, not a curated record
GUGCCAGUCAAUCGAUCGGACUCUCUUCGUUCUACCGUUUACCUUCACGCAGACGCCGUGGUGACUACUAAGCACGUCGCCUUAGUCGAUUAGUACACGUUGUGCCAUCGUGUAGUCACCAUGUGUCAGUCAGGGACUAAAGACCUGUACAAUCAUAGCGUGCAGCUGAAUCGUUGGUUUCUGAAGCCGAUAGGCGCAUGGCCACGAUCCUCCGCGACAACUAAAAGCGAGAGAACCGUGUCCAACGCUUUGAUAUUCAUAUGUUAUUUCUUAAUAGCCCUGACCGUGUUGCCGUGCAUAUUAAACCUCCUCUUUGAAGAGAAGAAUCUCGAUCUAAAACUGCGGAUGAUUGGUCCGUUGAGUCAUUGGUCCAUGGGCGGAAUGAAUUAUUGCUUCCUCUUGCUACGUAACGCCGACAUACUCCGAUGUGUGCAACAUAUGGAAACGGAUUGGAGAAUCACGAGACGUCCUCAGGAUCGCGACAUCAUGGCGAAAAACGCGAGACUGGGUCGCUUCGUGGCAGGUAUCUGUGCGGUAUGCAUGCACAGCGGUGUGUACAUCUACAGCGUCGUGGCCGGAAUGAAGACGAUAGAAGUUUCGAUCGGUAACAAAAGCGUCCCAAUGGUGCAGCUACCAUGUCCAGUGUACAGUAAAUUCGUUGAUACUAGGUUCAGUCCAGCGAGAGAGAUCAUGUUGGUGAUGCAACUGCUCUCGGGCUUCGUAGUGAAUUCUGUUAUUGUUGGCGCGUGCAGCUUGGCUGCUGUCUUCGCUAUGCAUGCGUGCGGACAACUCGACAUCCUGACCCUGCGUCUGAACAAUCUUGUCGAAGAUCAGGACGAAAAGAAAAAUGACUCGGCUAAUAAAAAGAUGGCUGACAUUGUGGAUCAUCAUUUGCGCGUCUUGAGAUUUAUAACGUACAUCGAGAAAGUUAUGAAUCAAAUAUGUCUGGUAGAAUUAGUCGGAUGUACAUUUAACUUAUGUAUGAUUGGAUAUAACACCAUUACGUGGUGGCAUAAAAUUGAUACGUCGGCUAUAGUGGCAUACGUUAUCGUAUAUGCAUCAAUGAGCUUUAACGUUUUCAUAUUUUGCUAUAUAGGUGAAAUUUUAACGGAACAGUGUAAAAAAGUUGGGGAGACAGCAUAUAUGAUUGAUUGGUAUUACAUACCUCACAAGACAGCUCUUGGCUUAAUCUUGAUUAUAUCAAGAUCAGGCGCUGUGAUUAAAAUAACUGCAGGAAAAUUGAUUCAGCACUCUAUCGAAACUUUCAGCGAAGUGAGUAUUAAUAAACUCUUUUUUUUUUAAUUAUGUAAAAAGGAGAUUUAU